AUGGCAUUCCAUUGGCAAUCCAAAGUGAAUGUUCAACAUGUCGGUGUCGACGACAUGGUCCUUCUUUCAAAGCUCACAGAGCAGGCGAUUGUGGAUAAUCUGAAGAAGCGGAUCCAAGCAAAUUCCAUAUUUACGUAUAUUGGUCCGGUGCUCAUAUCGGUGAAUCCAUUCAAGCAGAUGCCAUACUUUACUGAAAAGGAGAUGUUGUUGUACCAAGGUGCAGCGCAGUACGAAAAUGCGCCGCACAUUUACGCGCUUGCUGAUAAUAUGUACAGAAACAUGCUAAUUGACAAUGAAUCGCAAUGUGUUAUCAUUUCGGGUGAAUCGGGUGCCGGAAAAACGGUCAAUGCAAAAUUCAUCAUGAAUUACAUAUCAAGAAUAUCGGGUGGAGGGCAAAAAGUUCAGCAUGUGAAAGAUGUGAUUCUUCAAUCGAAUCCGCUUCUCGAAGCAUUCGGCAACUCAGCAACUGUCCGCAAUUGGAACAGCAGCCGAUUCGGCAAGUAUGUCGAGAUUGUGUUCAGUCGUGGUGGUGAGCCGAUCGGCGGCAAAUUGUCGAAUUUUCUGCUCGAAAAAUCGCGCGUUGUGUUCCAAAACGAGGGCGAUCGCAAUUUCCACAUAUUCUACCAAUUGUGCGCCGGCGCCGACAAAAACCUACGAAGCACACUUGGCAUCGGCGAGCUUCAGUAUUAUAAUUAUCUGAAUAUGAGCGGAGUGUAUAAAGCGCAAGACACGGAUGAUGGAAAAGAAUUCGAGAACACAUUGCACGCUAUGAAGGUUGUUGGAAUGUCGGAUCAAGAUCAGCUGGAAGUUUUGCGAAUUGUGUCCGCCGUACUUCACAUCGGAAAUAUCUCAUUUAUUGAGCAGAACAAUUUUGCUGCUGUGAAAGAAAAAGAAUACCUCGAAUUUCCUGCAUUUCUUCUCGGGCUCACAAAUGAGGCGAUUGAAGGAAAACUAACCGGCCGCAAAAUGGAGAGCAAAUGGGGAACUCAGAAAGAAGAAAUCGACAUGAAAUUGAACAAACUUCAACAAAUCUUUAUUGAAUUGACGCUGAAAGCGGAACAAGAAGAGUAUGUGAAGGAAGGGAUAAAAUGGACCGAAAUCGAGUAUUUUGAUAAUAAGAUUGUUUGCGAUUUGAUCGAGACGAAAAGACCACCAGGAAUUAUGAGCCUAUUGGAUGAUACUUGUGCACAGAAUCAUGGACAACGUGAAGGAGUCGAUAGACAAUUGCUCACCACACUGUCGAAGUCAUUCGCUUCUCAUCCGCAUUUUGGUCAGGGUUCUGGUUCAUUUGUGAUUCGGCAUUACGCUGGUGAUGUUAGUUAUAACAUCGAUGGAUUCUGCGAUCGGAAUCGGGAUGUUCUAUACUCGGAUCUUAUUCAGCUCAUGCAACAGAGCAGCAAUGGUUUUGUUCGCUCUUUGUUCCCAGACAAGGUUGAAGCUGGAAAAAGGCCAACGACAUUUUCGACCAAAAUUCGAACUCAAGCGAACUCAUUGGUUGAGUCGUUAAUGAAAUGCUCUCCGCAUUAUAUCCGAUGCAUCAAACCGAACGAAACAAAACGUCCGAAUGAUUGGGAUGAGAGCCGAGUUCGGCAUCAGGUCGAAUACCUCGGACUCAAGGAGAAUAUUCGGGUUCGACGAGCCGGAUUUGCUUACCGUCGUCCGUUCGACAAGUUCGCUCAGCGGUACGCGAUCAUUUCCGACAAAACGUGGCCGUCGUAUCACGGAGCACCGCAACAAGCAUGUCAAAUAAUCUGCGACGCUGUUCAUGUCGAUCCGACGCAGUAUCAGAUGGGGAGGAGCAAGAUUUUCAUCAAAAAUCCUGAAUCGCUUUUCCUUCUUGAGGAGACGCGAGAAAGAAAAUACGACGGAUUUGCAAGGGUUAUUCAAAAAGCAUGGAGACUAUUCUCAGCUCGAAAACAACACAUCAAACAAAAGGAGCAAGCUGCUGAUUUACUAUUCGGAAAGAAGGAACGCCGUCGUUAUUCGCUGAAUCGAAACUUCGUCGGUGACUAUAUUGGACUUGAACAUCAUCCGGCACUUCAAUCAAUUGUGGGAAAAAGACAACGAAUAUUGUUUGCUGCCGUCGUCAAUAAAUAUGAUAGAUCGUUUAAGACGUCAAUUCUUGAUCUUCUCAUCACCGCUAAUCACUUGACGCUCGUUGGUCGCGAAAAAGUGAAGAAGGGGGCCGAUAAAGGAAAAAUUGUGGAAAUUGUGAAGCGACAAAUCGAUUUGCCAAAUAUCCGAUCAAUUGGAUUGUCGCCGUACCAAGAUGAUUUUGUGGUGCUGAAUGUUGCCGACGAUUACACGUCGCUUCUUGAGACGCCGUUCAAGACGGAAUUCUGCACGGCGCUUAGUAAAGCCUACAAAGAGCGGACCAAUGGCGGCCAUUUGACGCUCGAAUUUAAGCCGACGCAUACGAUUACGCUGAAGAAGACAAGAUUUGGAGGUGGCACAAGAACUGUUCAAUUCUCAUGUGAUGGCACAGAUAGUAGCCAGAAGUUGCUGAAACCUUCCGGAAAAACGCUGAAUGUCUCCAUUGGACGUGGCCUUCCAAAUAAUACUCGUCCUUCGACUGAGCGGCCGAAAGGUGGAUAUACUCCGAAACGUGAUCAAACGCGGGUCUCGACGCGACGAACCAACAAAUCACAGCAGAAUAUCGCGCCACAUCGGCCAGUUCCGCCGUCGCAUCAUACCUCGAACAAUAGCAAUCCGCCAGUGGCGAACACGAUGCAGCAGCCUGGACGAGUUGCGGUGAUGCCGAAUGUCAUCAACCAGCUCAAUACUCAAUUCAAUAACACUAAUAUUGGAGGAAACAAUGCGCCGCCUUCACGUGGUCCCAAACCGCCGCCACCUGCGAAACCUAAACUGUUCCCUAUUGUAAUCGCAAUGUACCCGUAUGAGGCUCAAGAUACCGACGAGCUCUCAUUUGAAGCUGGAGAUCAUAUCGAAUUAAUGACAAAAGAUAGCUCGGGCUGGUGGCAAGGCAAACUUGGAGCCAAAAUUGGGUUGUUCCCUGGAAAUUACGUCAAGGAAGAAUAA
Molecule: messenger RNA, 3039 nt
Organism: Caenorhabditis bovis
Lineage: Eukaryota; Metazoa; Nematoda; Chromadorea; Rhabditida; Rhabditidae
Source: the annotation of a GenBank genome assembly